GCAUCCCUACCCGCCGUUCAACAUACACUACAGGUAUCGCUUUCACGCGCCCCAUCACGAUACGUACGAAGUGUCUUGGGUGUCCUUUACCACCGAAAAGUUGGAAACGUACAACUGGAACUACUUGGACCACUACAUUUGUACGAGAGGGGACACGGAUCUCGUAUUGGUCGAGGCUCUCAAAUACUGGAGGUUCCGUGUGUUCCUCGUACCACUGCCAAAUCAGGCGACGCGCAAAAUACUGGAUGGCUCCAGCCACUGUGACAUUUACGCUCCGUCGACCUCGGCCGAGCAGACCUCGUUGAUGGAUGGUUUUUUGCGAUUCAUCGAGGGUUGGCUCAACAAGAUUCGUCGACCCCAACCAAACAAGAACUGGAGCCCAACAGCUCUUGGUGGGGUACUCCCAAGAGAUCCUGCAUCCCAUCUGAUAAGACGUAGGCACAGCACGAGUUUGGUAUCCCUCACUAACCAGCAGGUAUUUUUCUCGCUCUGA
Molecule: messenger RNA, 493 nt
Organism: Copidosoma floridanum
Lineage: Eukaryota; Metazoa; Arthropoda; Insecta; Hymenoptera; Encyrtidae
Gene: Iml1
Product: GATOR complex protein Iml1
Biological process (GO): negative regulation of TORC1 signaling; intracellular signal transduction; positive regulation of autophagy
Cellular component (GO): GATOR1 complex; lysosomal membrane
Molecular function (GO): GTPase activator activity
Source: RefSeq, a predicted model, not a curated record